UCUUGACGCCAGCGGGCGCUCUUUGUCUCAACGAACGCCACAGCGAAGGGCGCUGUAAGGUGCUGUUUUUCGCCGUGAAUGGAGGGCGUUCCGUCGAAUAGUCUGUGUAUAGUUACAGAGUGAUGGGAAAGGUGCGGUUAGGAUGUGUGGGGAAAGGCUGACCGGACCUCGGUGGGUGAGGAGAGAUGCAGCGGGUGUACUGUAAAGAUUUCAUGGUGUUCUCUGAAGAUAGUUGGUAUGUUUUCCUGUCACCUUGACCAGUAUUUUUCCUUCGACCAAGACCAUCAAAAAUGGAUUAACUGCUGCUGAAUUGACAUUGCGGCAUGAAUAAGGUGGAAAUGAUCAAUACUACAGGAAUUGGAUGGUGACCAGAUCUCUCUCAUUUGACAUUAACAGAGCCUUAUACCACUUAUAUCCUUGGCAGGGUGACCAUUUGUUCUACAGAACAUUUCAGACAUUUGCUUUUAGUAACUGACCAAGCUGCAGUCUGCUAACCAGAGCAUGUCUCUGACGGAGAGUUCCCAUCCUCUGCCAGACAAGAAAAAGCCUGAUGAGAAGUUGCAGAAAGAAAAAAAAAUUCCAGGUCGUUGCUCCCUUUUCAAUAGGAAUGAAAAGAUCGUAAUUACGCGAAGUGACAGCUGUACGGAUGAAAAUGUAUUAAAAAUCACCAUCACAGAGACUACUGUCAUUGAAUCAAACUCUGGAGUUUGGAGUGUCAAGGCCAUGAUGUAUCUUAGCCUCUGGUACUUUUUCAGUUUCUGUACACUCUUCCUCAACAAAUACAUCCUGACUUUGCUGGAAGGAGAACCAGGAGUGCUGGGUGCUGUACAAAUACUUACAACCACUGUGAUUGGUUGUUUCAAAAUAUACAUCCCGUGUUGUUUAUAUCAGCAUAAAACCCGAGCUGAAUAUCCAUCAAACUUCAUUAUGAUUAUGUUUUUUGUAGGAUUAAUGAGGUUUACUACUGUUGUUUUGGGACUGGUAAGCCUAAAAAAUGUAGCUGUUUCAUUUGCAGAAACUGUAAAAAGUUCAGCGCCAAUCUUCACUGUAAUUAUGUCUAGGCUUAUUCUGGGAGAAUACACGGGUUUAUGGGUUAACAUGUCUUUAAUGCCUAUAAUGGGUGGAUUGGCAUUGUGUACAGUCUCAGAAAUCAGCUUUAACAUGCUUGGCUUCUCGGCUGCUUUGUCCACCAAUAUCAUGGACUGUUUACAGAAUGUCUUCUCUAAAAAAUUGCUUAGUGGAGACAAAUAUAAAUUCUCACCACCUGAACUGCAGUUUUAUACUAGUGCUGCUGCUGUGGUAAUGCUAAUUCCAACCUGGAUGUUUUUUAUGGAUAUUCCAGUCCUUGGGAAAAGUGGACAAAGUUUCAAUUUUGACCAAGAUAUUGUGUUGCUGCUGCUUAUUGAUGGAAUCUUAUUCCAUAUUCAGAGCGUGACUGCAUAUGCUUUAAUGGGAAAGAUAUCACCUGUUACUUUCAGCGUUGCCAGCACUGUGAAGCAUGCCCUUUCAAUUUGGCUCAGCAUCAUCAUCUUCAGCAACAGGAUUACUGCAUACUCUGCCUUUGGGACAGCAUUGGUCAUCAUUGGAGUGUUCUUGUAUAAUCAGGCUCGGCAGUAUCAACGAGAAAAAAUCCAGUCUUUGGUAUCUUGUAAUAACAAUGGACAGGAGGUUCAGCAUCUGUUAAGUGAGGACAUUUAAGACCCUCAAAAAUAAAAGUAACAAAAGUACAUUUUAAAAAUUCCAAUUCUAAAAAUUGUAACUGUUUCUAAAAGAUAGCAUUGUUGUUUCCAAAAUGUUUAAGAAAUACAGUCAUCAAAAACUUGCAUUUAUAUAGAUCUUUACCUUAAUAAAGCAUUCCAAGGCACUUCAUAUGAACAUUAUAUAACAACUUUUUACACACAGCUGCAAAGAUUCUUGGGCAGCUUCAUCAAAGACAGGUUUAACAGAGCACUUAAAGGAGGAAAGAAAGGCAGAGAAGAUUAGAGCAGGAAUUUUGGAGCUUGGGAUGUUUACGUUUGAAGACACGGCUGCCUAUAGCGGAUUAAUGAAGUUAUGGAUGGUAAAAUGUGGGUGGCCAGCGAGGAGUGCACUGGACUAGUUUAGUCUGGAGAUAAUAAAGACAGCAGCAUAGAAAGUUAGGUGAUGUUAGAGUUGUAAAUUAAGGAGGCCUAGUGAUGCUACGGUUGGAAGUUGAUCUCGGAGGUCAGAUGUGACUGCAAGUUUGUGUACAACCUCAGACAGUUGACAGGGAGAAUGAUGUACCCUGGUUGAUUACCAGAGAGAUCUGUGGAGCACUGUCAAGUACUUUGUCUAUUUUAAUAUAAUGGCGUCCUUUUAAUUUCAUCGAAACUGUAACUUUGACAGCAAGAAAAAUUGCAGAUCUGUAAGCAGUCCAGAAAAUCUGACAUUAUUUUGAAUAUAUAGUAGCUUCAGCUUAAUUUAUAUUUUUUUGUUCAACAAAAUGGACACAGUACUUGAUAAUUAAAUGUAUUGCAUUUUUGAUUGAGAACUGUUAAUGAUUUAUUGCUUUUUCUCACAAAAACCAAGCUCCCAAUAUUUGUUUAAAACUGUAAUGAAAUGUGUAAUCAUUGAAACCUACUCCUCAGGGUUUACUAAUGUGAACUGUUUCUGUCAAAUGCUAAACUUUCACUAAUGAAUUGAGACUUUACAGUGUUAUGGAAUUUCAAAGAGUUGUAUUCAUUUAAGUUCAUGAAACAAUCUCUGUGCUUUUUGUGACCAGAAUUGAGCUUUUUAACGUGAAACAGCAAUUACUUGUUUACUGUGUAAAUCUAAAGAUUGUGUGUGUGUCUGGGUGGGCAGAGAGAAUGCAUUUUGAAUAUGACAUAAAAUUGACAUUUGUAUAGUAUUUCAUGUGAAAAUAGAACUGGAGAAAAUUCUGUUGAUUUGAGCUCAAUAUUAAAGAUUGCUGCUUUACCCAGGACAUGUAAAUACUCUCCAGCCAAUGGAACCUUGUCUGGUAUUUGCUACUUCAGACACAACUUGCCCUUUUUAACAAAAAAUAUUACUUGAAGGUCUACUAGUUGAAAUAUUAAUUCUCUUCCCAAUGCACUUUAAGGUAAACCACUAUAUUUAAAGCCUAACGUUUUCCCUUUUGGGAAAGGCUUUCCUUGCCAACAUUGUUUAUAGUUGUACUUAGUUAAAUAUAGUACUCUAUUUUAAUUCUUUGUUCUAUCUAGAACAUUAUUAUGGGUACAAAAUUGAAAAUCAGUGAUAUAGAUAACUGGAUCCUCCUCAAGUUUAUUUGGUCCAUGUAAUAUCCCAAUGUUUAUUGUGUUGGAGAGCAAUUUGUAUUAUUUGCACAAAACCAAAAUUACCUUGUUAAAGUACACAUUAAAUCAAUAAAGGAAAUUAUGGUGAAUUGUGAUAAUUUUAAGAAUAACAUGUAAACAGUGACCAACUUGGCAAAUGGAGCUGAUCUCCAUUGUUGAACUACAACAAUUUGUAUAUAAACAGUUUUGAUAUUACUAUAAAUGCUCUGUUUUAUAUAAAUGUUGUAAACUUCAUAAAUAUUUGAUUAAAUACCACCUG
Rhincodon typus (whale shark) is the source of this 3549-nucleotide messenger RNA. RefSeq names its product solute carrier family 35 member E2B (gene slc35e2b). The record is from RefSeq and is a predicted model, not a curated record. Gene Ontology annotation, molecular function: antiporter activity. NCBI's taxonomy places the organism in Eukaryota, Metazoa, Chordata, Chondrichthyes, Orectolobiformes, Rhincodontidae. The coding region runs from base 502 to 1698 and encodes 398 amino acids. Gene Ontology annotation, cellular component: Golgi apparatus. The transcript is spliced from 10 exons.